Acanthoscelides obtectus is the source of this 627-nucleotide messenger RNA. The record is from the annotation of a GenBank genome assembly. Lineage: Eukaryota; Metazoa; Arthropoda; Insecta; Coleoptera; Chrysomelidae.
AUGGGAGGAAGGAACGAACAAUGUUAUUUGAUAACUUUUCUACCAAACUGCUUCUGUUACGUCUUGGAUGCUCAUAACAGAUACAGAACUGACAUACUUGAUGCAUUGACUAGGACAUAUAGAGGAUUAUAUGCAGACAGUGACCAUUUCAUGGUGGGAGUAAAAUUUAGACCGAUAUUAACUGUGCAAAGGAACAGAAAAAAUGAAAAGAGAACCGUUAUAAACACAAAACGAUUAGAAAAACAGGAAGACAGAGAUAGAUAUAAGAGAAUAUUAAAUGAAGAGCUAGAGACAGCAAAAAUAGAGGAAUUGUACAGUGUGGAUGAAAAAUGGAAUUUGAUAAAGGAGAAAAUGGAAAAGUGUGUGUCAGAAUGUGAUCAAAAAAGGAGUAAAAGCAAAAAUAAAUGGUUCGAUGAGGAGUGCGAAAGGGAAUUAAAAGAGAGGAAUAAGUUGCGUUUGUUAGAGAUACGUAAGGCGACCGAAGUAAAUAAACUAAAGUAUACCGAACAAUGGAAAGCAUGUAAGAAACUGCUUAGAUAUAAUGCAAGAACAGUUCGUGGAUUCUUGAAGCAAUUAAUCAUGACACGUAGAAGCAACUUUAUCAAUUACAUAGUGAUAGACACCUGA